AUGGCCCCCACUCGCAUCGGCCUCGUCGGCCUCUCCCCCAACGCCAUCUCCGCCUACGCCUCCACCGCCCACCUCCCCUACCUCACCCACUCGCCCCACUACACCAUCACGGCCCUGUGCAACUCCACCAUCCCCUCCGCCCGCGCCGCCAUCGCCGCCUACGCCCUCCCGGAGAGCACCGCCGCCUACGACUCCGUGGCCGAGUUAUCCAAAGACCCCAACGUCGACCUCGUCGUCGUCAGCGUCAAAGUCGGCCUGCACGCCGCCCUCGUGGCCCCGGCUCUCGACGCCGGCAAGGCCGUCCUCUGCGAAUGGCCCCUCGGCGUCAACGCCGGCGAGGCCGCGCAGCUCGCGGCGCUCGCGAAGCAGAAGGGCGUGAAGACGUACGUGGGCGCGCAGGCGCGCUUCUCGCCGCCCGUCGCCGCGCUGCGCCAGCUGCUCGCUUCCGGCGCCAUCGGGAAAGUGCUCUCCACGGAUGUCACCGCGACCUUCGGCCCCGCCAUCGACAUCUGGAUGAAGAGCGCCGACUUCUACCUCGACCUCAAAAGCGGCGGCAACCCGCUCGCGAUCCGCUUCGCGCACUUCGUCGACGCGUUCUGCAACACGCUCGGCGAGUUCGCGGCGUAUGAUAGUGUGUUGAAGACGAAUGGGAAGAGCGUGAAGGUGUACGACAUCGCGAUGGGCGAGAUGGGCGCGGUGGCGCGGGAGCCGGAGAGUAAGCCGUACGAGAUCAUGACGCGGACGUCGCCGGAUGAGAUUUUGCUGCAUGGGACGCUGGUGGGGGGCGCGGUGGCAGGGUUGCAUUUUCGGACGGGGGAGCGGGAGGUGGAUGGGAGUAGCUUUAGGUGGACGAUUACGGGGACGGGGGGGAUUGUGCAGGUG
This is a messenger RNA of Mytilinidion resinicola, 882 nucleotides long. RefSeq names its product NAD(P)-binding protein. The record is from RefSeq and is a predicted model, not a curated record. Lineage: Eukaryota; Fungi; Ascomycota; Dothideomycetes; Mytilinidiales; Mytilinidiaceae. The annotation marks the transcript as partial. Gene Ontology annotation, molecular function: nucleotide binding. The transcript has a single exon.